AAGGUGUAACUACAAAUGAGCAGCAGAUAAAAAGCGUGCGUCUACCAUUCCCGUGUUGAACAGUUCUCAUCGGCUGUUCAAGGACUUCAGUUGGGCCGCUCCUAACCUGGUCGAGGUAGCAGAGCGUGUGUGUUCUUGGGCAGUGGUAUAGUGUGUGUGUGCGGGAGAGAGAGACAGCGUUCGUCUCGGGCUGGAAACGCAGAAUAGUAAUAGUUCAUCGAAGCAAAAACCUGGAGAAAUGUAUUUCAAAAAAGUGGUCUCGAUCUUGGUGAUCUGCAUAGUGGCGCAGAGCGCCCUGGCCGAAGAAAGCAAGCAGGAAGCUGCCCGGGAGAAUGUUCUGAACGAGUUGAGCUGGUCCUGCGCGAACAAUGCAUCCUGCGUGACGCGACUGGCCAGUGAUGUGGUGCAGAAACUGAAGGCCCGCAAAGCGAUCGACUUCGGAGCGUUCAGCAUCGAACCGGUCGAGAAGAUCCCCCUAACCGUCGAGGGACGAUCGUCCCGGGCGCUGGACUUCCUCAGCGGGAACGCCAUCACGUUCCCGAUCGGACCGAUGGUAUUCAACAUCGAACGCUCCGCCGACUAUCCGAACUUUAUCGAGGUGUCUCUGCUCAGAAAGGACGAUGGAGCUCGAGGCAGAACCCGCAAGCAUAUGCGCUUCUUCGUGCCAGCAUUCCUGGUUUUCAGCCAACUCGGCUGGUACGCGCUCGCCAUCGCCGGAGUCAAGCUGCUAGCGAUUAAGGCCUUUUUAGUUGCCAAAAUUGCCCUAAUCGUUGUAGCGAUGAUGACCUUCAAGAAACUUAUGGAACCAGUAGCCGUUUUGCCCCCGCCGUACUUCGACCAUCAGGAACCGUACCUGAUGCCGUACAGCAUGGACUUCCAUCACGGCUUCCCCGGCUCCGGACACGACAUGUACCCGAUGGGACUGGGCGGACACCUCGGACACCACGACGGACCGGCAGCUCUGCACGCCGCCGAAGGUCUCGGCGCCGCUAGCAACGUAAACGCCGUCGUCGAUACCAACCAGGCCGCGGACAAGUCGGCUUCCGUUGCCAGCGGAGCGUCCUCGCAAGCGGCCAGUUCCAACGAUCGCCAUCACUUCCCCGGUGGUAAAAUCAAGCGGCAGGACUUCUAUCCGGCGGUGCAGACUGCCAAGUACUACUAAAACUCCCCAAUCCGUGUACAACCAAAACCCCCCACACGCUCUAGUUUACCCCUAAAACGUAGAUAAAGAAAAUAACGAAGGAAUUCAGAAGCCAAAGCCACUGCGUCACGAGGCAGAAUCCUACCUCCGCGUUCGUGUUCAAUAAGAAGUAGCCGCGCCACCACCGGGCCCAAGCGGAAGCCCCGCCCAAAGUAUCCCUACGAACCUAAUCGAAAUCCGAUCCAAUGAAAACUAGAUGAGACGAUAGACCACCACCAACCCCAAAUCAGAAGCUAACAGAACUGUUUAGUGUGUAGUCAUAGUAUUUUCCACAUCCGCAGGAGAUCACUUCCCUCCCGGAAUGGGGGAAAGCAUUUCAAUCUGUUGUACAAUUAUUUUCCACCGC
This is a messenger RNA of Topomyia yanbarensis, 1547 nucleotides long. RefSeq lists its product as uncharacterized. NCBI's taxonomy places the organism in Eukaryota, Metazoa, Arthropoda, Insecta, Diptera, Culicidae. The transcript is spliced from 3 exons. Bases 239 to 1162 code for a protein of 307 amino acids. The record is from RefSeq and is a predicted model, not a curated record.